Molecule: messenger RNA, 1152 nt
Organism: Trichoderma asperellum CBS 433.97
Lineage: Eukaryota; Fungi; Ascomycota; Sordariomycetes; Hypocreales; Hypocreaceae
Source: RefSeq, a predicted model, not a curated record
AUGCCCCUGCGCCGCUUCACCUCCUCGUCGAGGCGGCUCCUCGCGCCGCCCAUCCAAACGGCGCCCUUCAAAUACCUCCUCAUCGUCCCCGUCGUGCUCUCCGUCGCCACCUUUGCCGCGCUCUUCGCCAGCUCCGACGUCGACAUCGCCCUGCUCUGGUCGCAAUGCAACGCCCACGCGCGCAUCCCGGGCCUCAGCCACAUCCCGCUGCUGGGCACGCCGGCCUGCUUCCUCGUCAGCUUCUUCCACAGCGCGCUCGACUCGCUGCGGUCCAGGGCCGUCAUGGGCGUCAUUCUGGCCUACGUCGGCGCGCUGGCCACGGUGUGCACCGUCGAGUCGGCCAGGCGCUGCAACAGGCCCAGCGCGCUGAUUGCGAAGCCCACACUGUGGUGGCUGGUGUUCAACCUGCUGGGCGGCGCCAUGGUCUGGCAGCUGGUGAUUGUGCCGGCGUUUCUGCACAGGGCCAAGGCGCUGGUGUUGGCGGCGCAGGCGGGCGAGGAUGGCGGCCGUGAUGAGGACGAGACCGGCGUGUCUGCGGACUCUGAUGCCCUCAAUGCCAAGGAGCAGGGCCGCACGCUUCCCGACUCCGAGGCGGUGGCCAUCCCCAUCGCCGUUGCGGUUGGCUACUACCUCCCGUCCGUUCUCAUGCUGGUGUACAACUCUCCGGUCGUCAUCACCAUCUGGCUCUUCUUCCCGGCCUACGUCUCGCUCGUGCGUCAGGGCGUGCGCUACAUUAUCCAGAGGAUACGCCGCGUUGGGCCUACAGACAUCCAUCACGAGUCGCACUGGCAGAGCGUGGCCCUUGUUUACACGCUGCCCAUCGUCCUCUCCAUUGCGGCGCACCUGUUUGUCCUUUGGAAUCUUGCUCAGCGUGAUGACCGCAAGGAGCUGACCAAGCUGACGGUGAGCUUCAUCGAGAUCGACUUCCAGUUCAUUGCCUGGACCGUCUUGUAUUGGGUUUUUGUCGAGGUAGGGUGGCGGGUGCCGCUCAGCAUGAUUGCGAUUUCGAUCCUGGCCGGGCCUGGCGCGGGAACUUGCUUGGGGUGGUUGCAUCGUGAGACGCUGCUCAAGGAGGGCUUUGCAGGGCGCUCUGAUGGGUCUUCUGUUGAUGAUGAGCGUGGUGUAGGCGAAGAGGAACCACUCCUGAGAUGA